This is a messenger RNA of Hordeum vulgare subsp. vulgare (domesticated barley), 1234 nucleotides long. RefSeq names its product ribosome biogenesis protein BRX1 homolog 1-like. The transcript has 8 exons. Gene Ontology annotation, cellular component: nucleolus. Gene Ontology annotation, biological process: ribosomal large subunit assembly; rRNA processing. NCBI's taxonomy places the organism in Eukaryota, Viridiplantae, Streptophyta, Magnoliopsida, Poales, Poaceae. Gene Ontology annotation, molecular function: rRNA binding. The coding region runs from base 102 to 1067 and encodes 321 amino acids. The record is from RefSeq and is a predicted model, not a curated record.
AGCCCUCUCGCCCACAGACCCACAAGCACUCCCGCGUCGCCGCCGCCGCCGCCGCCUACGCCGCCGCCUUACUCUGCCGCAGCCCCAGCGCCUUGCCCCCCAUGGCGAAGAAGAGGAAGCGCAGCUCCGAUGCUCCCGCGGCCGCGGCCAUAGAGAAGCCUGACGACUCUGCGCCGCAGCGGCCGGAGCGCACCCUCUUCGGGUUCAAGGACCAGCCGGACUCCGCCGCCGAACCUGCUCCUAAGGACGCGGGGCCCUUCUUCCGGAACAAGGAGAAGGUGCUCAUUACGUGCUCACGCCGCAUCAUCUACAGGUACCGGCACCUGAUGCAGAACGUGGUGUCGCUGCUGCCGCACGCCAAGAAGGACAGCAAGGUUGAGUCCAAGCAGAGCAAGGGCAGCGCGCUCAACGAGCUGGUCGAGCUAAGGAGCUGCUCCAGCUGCCUCUUUUUCGAGUGCAGAAAACAGAAAGAUCUUUACCUUUGGAUGGUCAAGUCUCCUGCAGGGCCAUCAGUGAAAUUUCUAGUCAAUGCUGUUCACACUAUGGAGGAACUGAAGCUCACUGGUAACCAUCUGAAAGGGUCACGUCCUCUGCUAACGUUUUCUUCAAAUUUUGACCAGCAACCUCACUGGAAACUCUUGAAGGAAAUGAUAACUCAAAUUUUUGCUACUCCAAAAGAUCAUCGGAAGGCAAAACCUUUUCAUGAUCAUGUCUUUGUCUUCUCCAUUGUGGAUGACCACAUUUGGUUCAGAAAUUACCAGAUUUCUGUACCCCACAAUGAGAUUGAUAAAGUUGAUAAAGGAGGCCUAGAUAAAAUGACACUUGUUGAGGUUGGCCCCAGGUUCUGUUUGAAUCCAAUCAAAAUAUUUGGUGGUAGUUUUGGUGGCCCCACAUUGUAUGAGAACCCAUUCUAUGUGUCUCCGAAUCAGAUUCGCGCACUAGAGAAGCGGAAGAAGGCAGGCAAGUACGCCAAGAAGGUGAAGGCCAAGGUGAGGAGGAAGAUGCACGAGAUGGAGAACACCCUGGAGCCCGAUGAGUUUGCUGAUCUCUGGAAAGGGGAAGACUAGUGCGGGCGCUGCAGCGACUGUACCAAUGAGGUUGUCUUGAACUACUCGCCCUGGUUAUGGCCAAAGCAGUGAAUUUCGCUUACCCUCUGGUAGUUCUUGUAUGACAAAGCAUGUGUUUUACUAUCACUAUAUAAUGAUCAACUGGAUCUCGGUCGUGCUUGUGUCCA